AUGAGUAAUAAUAGCGUAUUGUCGAUAUAUAGACAAUUAUUAAGAGAAGUGAGAAUUCAGUUCGUGGCUCGCAACAAGAAUACUUUGUGGGAGAGCGAAUUGAAACAAAAGUUUCGAGAUAAUCGAGGCAUCACCGACACUAAAUUAAUCCACAUUCUGACCAAAGACGCGCAAGACAUUUUGACGUUUCUAAAGAGUACUCGCAAGCACGCUGAACUCUUGAAACUAUACAAUCCAACUCGUGACUUGUCGCAAGAAAGCAAAGUGAAGUUGACUGCUAAUCGAGUAGGCCUGACACUGUCAGAUGCGACUAAUUCAAGUGAAUAA
Molecule: messenger RNA, 327 nt
Organism: Paraglomus occultum
Lineage: Eukaryota; Fungi; Glomeromycota; Glomeromycetes; Paraglomerales; Paraglomeraceae
Source: the annotation of a GenBank genome assembly